This is a messenger RNA of Podospora anserina S mat+, 1143 nucleotides long. RefSeq lists its product as uncharacterized. Gene Ontology annotation, molecular function: monooxygenase activity; iron ion binding; oxidoreductase activity, acting on paired donors, with incorporation or reduction of molecular oxygen. The transcript has 2 exons. The coding region runs from base 1 to 1143 and encodes 380 amino acids. The record is from RefSeq and is a predicted model, not a curated record. NCBI's taxonomy places the organism in Eukaryota, Fungi, Ascomycota, Sordariomycetes, Sordariales, Podosporaceae.
AUGAACUCGGCCCGCACGGAAUACGCCCGCUCAAGCUGGUACACCCCCCUCCGCCUCGACCCCUGGGGCGAGAACCUCUUUGUCUGCACCUCCAACACGGCGCACACCGCCCUUCGAGCCAAGCUCGCAAACGGGUACAACGCGAAGGAGGUCCCGUCGUUGGAGAGCGACAUCGAGCACAUCAUUAGCAAACUUGUGUCCUAUAUCAGGAAGCGAUGCAUUUCCGAGCCACGCGGCCCGACGAGGAAGGUGGACUUUGCGAGAAUCUCCCAGUUCUUCACGCUCGAUGUUAUCACCAGAGUCGCUUAUGGGAAGGAGUUUGGGUAUCUAGACCGGAACGAGGACAUGUUUGACUGGAUCAGAACGAUCAACGACCAGGCGGCGUGGUUGGGCAUUAUGAGUGAUUGGCCUGUUGUGGGCAAGAUCUUGACGAACAAGCACGUCCUCGCGGUUGUUGGGCCGGAGAAGAAGUCUGGCGGGGGGGUGGGAGGGAUUAUGAAGAUGGCUGAGGAGAUCGUCGCCGAGAGGUUCGCCCCUGGGGCGGAGAAGGAUAGGAAGGACAUGCUCGGGGCCUUUGUCCGGCAUGGGGUUACGCAGCGGGAGUGCGAGGUGGAGGUGCCGUUUCAGAUUGUGGCGGGGAGUGACACUACGGCUGUGGCGGUGAGGGGGGUGGUGCUGUAUUUGGCGGCGUGUAGGAGGGUUUAUUUGAGAUUGCAGAAAGAAAUUGACGACGGGGUGAGGGAGGGGAGGAUUUCGAGUCCGGUGAAGAAUGAGGAGGGGAAGAGGUUGGAGUUGUUGCAGGCUGUGAUUUAUGAGACUCUUCGCAUGCAGCCUCCUAUUAUGGCCCUACUGCUCAAGCAAGUACCGCCUCAGGGGGAUUACAUCAACGGCCAGUUUAUCCCCGGUGGCACGAGGGUCGGGCAGAACGCCUGGGCGAUCAUGCAAGACAAAGCCCUCUUUGGCGAAGAUGCCGAUGUGUUUCGACCUGAGAGGUGGCUCGAGGUUGACCCCGUGACCAAGAGGAAGAUGGCCGAUACGGUCGAGAUGAUUUUUGGGUAUGGGAGAUGGGUCUGCCUCGGCAAGCCGAUGGCUUUUAUGGAGUUGAACAAGGUCAUUGUUGAGGCAAGGCCCUCGAUUGAUUAG